Lucilia sericata (common green bottle fly) is the source of this 8868-nucleotide messenger RNA. It is a transcript of the gene Ypel, whose product is annotated as protein yippee-like CG15309. The record is from RefSeq and is a predicted model, not a curated record. The transcript is spliced from 6 exons. Bases 2837 to 3181 code for a protein of 114 amino acids. NCBI's taxonomy places the organism in Eukaryota, Metazoa, Arthropoda, Insecta, Diptera, Calliphoridae.
AAGAAAAAAAAACAAAACAAAGAAGACAUCCAAGAAUAUGCAAAAAAAUAAUAAAUAUUGAACACAAAAUCAACUAGUUUUUUUGAUACUAUUUUUCAAACAUCAACCAUCCGUGGUCAUUAUGUGUUAAAGUGAUUUGUUGUGUGUUUUCAAAUUGAGAAAAAAUAAGAACGAAUGAGAAGAAAAAAUUUGUAAAAUUGUGCUUGACGUUGAGUUCUUGGCUUGUGUAAUGUAAAUUUUUAUAAAAUUAAAACAGGAAAUUUAACGAAAAUUUAUAAUAAAAAUAAACAUGCUAUGGAAAACUAAACAAUAAUAUUGCAGAAAGUGAAAAAAUUCUAGAAGGAUACCAAGAAAGUCAAAGCUCAGCACAACAAAAAAUAUACAUUUUUUUGUUUCAAACAAAGUAAACUGCGUAAUUAUUGUUAAAGUACAAUAUUGUAAAAGGAAAAGAAAUUUUGCUUUCAAAGGGAAAUUCCAAGUGGAAAAUUCAAAUUGAAAAGGUAUUUCAACAUCUAAUAAGAUUUCUGUGGUAUAGCAGACAUAAAUUACAAGUUUUUUUCGCGAAAUUGUUUUUGGUGAAAAAUCGAAGUGUUUAGAGAGAAUUGCAACUAAAGCAACAACAAUAACAUCAUAUAUUGCAGCUGGCUGCAGUUUUGCCCUUCAUUGAGAAAAAAAGUAUAAAAAAAGAACGAAAUAAAUUAAUUUGUAGUUGUUGCUGAUUUUUUCAUUCUUCAUUUUCUUCAUUGAUUCGCUUUUUAAAAGCUUUGUGUGUGUGUUUGCCAGUUAAGUGUGGGUCAAAAGAAGAACGUAAAAGAGAAAAAAGUAGAAACAGCAAACAAAAUAAUAAACCGUUUAAGUUUUACCCUUGAUUUGGCUUAAAAAUUAAAAAGAAUAAUUUAAUAUUUUAUUUAAACAUUUAUAUAAAAUUCUUGUUAAUAUUCUCUACAAAGCAGUGAAUUUAAUUUUUAAAACAAAAUCUCUCUCUUCUACUUUGCAUUGAACUGUUAAUUGCUGUGCUUGAAUUAAAAAAUAUGUACAAAAAAGAGUGCAAAUGUGUGGGUUUUCAUUUCUAACGGUUUUGUCUCGUAGUUAAUAAUUAAAAACUGGAUUUUUUACUGAACUAAAAAAAUUUAUUAAAACGUUAAACCAAUAACAAUAAAUUCAUCUAUAACAAGAACAACAAGAGUAGUUGCAUUAAAACAACAAAAUCAGUUCAAGGUCUUUUGAGAACUUACGAUUCGUUGUAAAGGAAAGCAAAUACAAAAAAGUGAAAACAAAAAUGUAAAAUACAUUAUCGACAUAAUAAUUGAUAAUGAAAAUGCGUAAAAGGAAAAUACAGCGAAAUCAUUAAUGGCGGCAGCAAUUCUUUUCCCACAAUAUAAAAUCAAAUAAUAAUCGAUUCAAACUGUCAGCGAAUAAAAUCGUUCCAUCCUUUACAACUCUAUAGUCUCGAAAUCGAAAACAAAGAAAACCAGAUGCAACAAUUGCAUUUUUUUAAAUCAUCAACUGAUUAUCGUUGUUGUUGUUGCUUUUGGUUGAACGAAAUUCAAUAUUUAAACAGUGCAGGAGAGUGAAAAAGAGAUACUGAGAAUAAAAUACACCAAGCAGUUUUUAUAUUAAAAACGAAAAAAUAACACAAAUAAUCAGUUUAUUGUGGUAUAUUGUUGUACUUUGAAAGUGGAACGACGACUGUAAAAUCUAAAAGAGAUACAAAAACAUCGCAAAAAUACAAAGACACAUUUUUGUUGAUGGUAUUUUCUGUUUAUUUAAGGAGUUGAUUUCAACAAACACUUCCACAACUCAUACCGUCAUAUAGACAGAUACUAACUAAGCAACCAACCAUUCAACCAAGUUACCAUCACCAUCAACACCACCACCAACCACUAGCACUAACAACCAACCAAUAUCAAUAUCAAGCGCACUAGAGCGAAAUCAUCAUUUUGUUUUAUUACAAAAACUAGCGGCAGACGGUUAUUUACCCUUUAAUGAAAAAAAUUUAAAAUAAAAAUAUAAAAAAAUUGUACAAGCUGUAAAACGAAACGAUCUUUAGCAAAAAAUUACAACACAAAGAAAGACGCUGACAGCAAAAAAUCUGAUUCUCAGACUUGAUGGUAAAUGGCUUAACACUAUAGAAAACAUUUGCAAACAUUCUUGUUAAAAUUUAUGGAACAAUUUUUGUCAGACGGUAAAAAAAGCUGCUGCUGUUGGACAAAGAAAAUAAACUAGAGUUAAAACAGCUGCAACUACAGCAACAAUAAUAAGUACAACAAACGACAGUCUACAGCAACAAGAGUGGGUGCAGUUAUAGACCAGACUAUUAAAAAAAAAAAAACAAUCCUAACAACAAUUAUCAGCAAUUUGUAUAAUGUUUGCAUUGUAUUUUAACUAGAAAAAAUAUAUUAAACGACUACAUCAACAAUAAUAACAAUAAUAGUAUCUCCAACUGAUUGUGAGUAAUACUAUAGACAACAACAACACAUUGCUGCCAUUUAAUAUAAUAAAAUAAAGAAGCAACAACAACAACAAUAGCAGCAAUUGCAACAACACAAGUAUUAUUAAAAAAAUAAACAUUUAAACGUAAUAAAGCAAAAAUAAAUUAAAAAAAGAAACGUGCUAAAAACAGCUGUUACGGUUUUCAACGCCACCGCCGGACCGACUCUGCUGCUGUCACUACAUUUUGCAGGAGUGUGUAUGAACUAAAGUAAACAUAUAUAUAUUCAAAGUUUUUUAACGCGCUAAAAAUUAAUUUGCAAGUGAAAGAAACAUUUUCUUAAAUAAACAAAGACUUUUACAAAAACAACAACCACAAACCAACAGCAACUAACAAACAAACAACAUGGUUAAAACAUUUCAAUCUUAUUUACCGUCCACCAAUCGGACCUACUCAUGUGUUCACUGUCGAGCUCAUUUAGCCUCACACGAUGAGCUUAUCUCAAAAUCAUUUCAGGGCAGUCAAGGACCAGCCUAUCUCUUUAAUUCUGUAGUUAAUGUGGCUUGUGGUCAGACAGAAGAAAGAGUACUGCUAACCGGACUGCAUGCAGUCGCUGACAUCUAUUGUGAGUGCUGUAAAACACCGUUGGGUUGGAAAUAUGAACAUGCCUAUGAAUCGAGUCAAAAAUAUAAAGAGGGUAAAUACAUCAUAGAAUUAGCACAUAUGAUUAAGGAAAAUGGCUGGGAUUGAACGUAGUGAAUUGCUAAUAGAAAAAAAAAGUUUGAUACUUUUAAGAACAAACAAAAAAAGGCAAAGAACUACUACUGAGCUACGGUGAGACGUGAUACAAUUUUUAUAUAUGACAGCAAGAAAAAAAUACUACUUUCUUUUUUGUUGAGCUGCUGGUCCUAAGGGAGAAAUAGUGGCUGGGAGUUUAGUAUAAGAACAUCUACAUCAGCUUCAACAAAAUAAUUAUUUCAAACAAAUACGUAUUAUUACAAAAACAACAAAGAAAACACAAAUCAUGCAUGGGACUUAUAAGUCUGAUCACAACUGGAAAAGAGUAAAAGCACAAAUGCAUUCUGUGUAUUAGGCCAGAAAUGAAGAUUUGUUUUGCAAAUAUCUUGGUUUAAAAAAGAGGUUUGAUUUAAGUGUGUCUAUUUGUGUGUUUUACUACUUUAUAUACAUAUAUAUGUACGAGUAUUUUAUAAGUAGCUAUAAUUUUAAUGAAAAAACAAAAUAUGAAAAUAUAUAAAAUUCUAGUUAAUUUUUAAUUAAUACUGAAGAUGUAAAGAGUAUUAACUUAGAAACACAACAUUUAGUUAAAAAAUUUCAAUAACAACAACAUCACCCACCUAAAAAAACAACACAAAUCAAACAAAAGUUAAACAACUACACACACUCACAUUUUCAUAACUUCUUUUUAUGAAUAUUAGAUUUCGUUGUAUUUAUGAAUUAUGAAACUUCUUCUAAACACUCUGCCUCUAAAUCUCCCUUAUGAAAACAUCAUGUUUUUUGGACCAAAUUUGUAAAAAAAAAAAACAAACAAAAAAUCGUAAAAACUUAAACAGAAAGCAUACUUUUAUAAAAAAUUUGAAUAUUUUUUAUAAUAAAAAGUGAAAAAAUGCUUGCUUUAAAUGGCUUUUCUUAAGAAAAAGCUUUGAUUUUUAAAUGUAUUACAAAAAUAAAAAAAACGAAAAUUAACAUUGUUGUACAAUAAAAAGAAAAACUUGAAAUUUAACUUCAAUUUACACAAUUUUUCAUUUUAACAUUUUCUUCAAAUACUCGUAGUAUUUCCUUACAUUUUAAACAAUUUUGUUAUAAUUUGUUUUUGGUUUUAUUUAAGGGCCUUUUCAUUAAUGUUUUUGUUUUAAUAAUAACUGCUUUGCUAAAUUCAGUUCUUAUCAUUGUUAUCUUUUUUUUUUAAUAAUUUAUUGACUUUUCCUGCUUUUAUUGCUUAAAGUUAGGUAAACCUUUAAAAGGUUAUUGCAAAAAAUUUGCUCAAUUGAUAAUGUAUUACUAUUUUUAUAUGCAUUACUGUUUUUUUUAAAUUCAUUUUAAAUAUGUUUUUAUAAUCUCAUUUUAUGUUUAUCAUAAAUUAAACAUUUUCUUUUUUAAAUGUUUCAUAUUAUCAGUUUUUCAACAGUUUUAAAAUGUUUAAAUUUUUUUUAAAUGUUGUAAUUGCAUUUUGUAAUAGAUUAUGUUUUGAAAAAAUAUUCAUAGAAAUUUUCAAAAUUUUCCCAAUAAUUUUGUAAUUAAUUUAUUGCUGAGGUCUGACAAAUGACCUAAGAUACUCUACAAUUAGUUCUAGUAUUUUAGGAUCAUUCACCGACCUUUUGAAGAUCUUAUAAAUAUCAGAUAAGAUGUUGCGAACCUGUUCUACCUAGUACUACGACCUUCUUAUCGCCCUAUAGACAACCUAUAAAACAGCACAUUCUUAUUGUAUACAGUUUUAAGAACAAUCACAUAGUUUUUCACAUUCGUUCCCAUUUUGAAGAUGUGAACCAGGCACGUAAAAUUCAGUAUUAUAAUCUUUUUUUCAGUUUUAUUGAAAAAGAAAUAUACUGCAGUACCGCAGCAAAUAUUUUAAAUAGAUUUUUCUGUAAACGUUUGCUAAUUUGUCCAAAGGCUGGUAUGUAGAUUACUAAAUCAAUAGACUAGUGCAAGGACUAAUCUAAUAGACUAGUGCAAGGCUUAAUCAGCAGGCUAGCCCACAGAUUAGUUCAGAGACUAGUCCAAAAAAUAGUCCACAGAACAGUCAAUAGACUAGUCUAUAGACUAUUGGAUAGACUGGUCCAUUAUAGAUUAAUCCUUUGACUAGUCCAAUAGAUUAGCGAAUAAUCAAUGGAUUAGUGCAAAGACUAGUCAGCGGACAAGUUCAUAGACUAGUCCAUAGAUAAUUCAAUAGACUAGUUCAUAAAUUAACCAAUAGAUUGGUCCAUAGAUAAGUCAAUAAAUUAGUAUAUGGAUUAGUGUGUAACUAGUCAGUAGAUUAGUUUAUAUAAAAGUCUAUAGACUUGUUAAUAGACUAAUUCAUAGACUAGUUAAUAGACUAGUCCAGAGACUAAUCGUAAGUUGAUAGACUGGCCAUAGAAUUGUGCACUGCACUAGUUCAUUGACUAGUUCAUAAACUAGUCCAUUGACUAUUGCGUAGACGAGUCCAUAGAAUAGUCAACAAACUUCUUAGCGGUAGACUGGUCAAUAAACUAGUCCAUUGACUAGUAGAUAGAUUAAUCCGUUGACUAGUCCAUAGUCUACUUAGUAGACAAGUCAAUAGACCGGUCCAUUGACUAGUACAUAGACUAGCACAUAGAAUAGGCAAUAGUUUAGUCCGGUCAAAAGACUAGACCAUAGAUUAAAAUGCCGAAAAGUAAUUUGAAAUGCCUGGUGUGAAACCCAAACUCAUUAUAAAUAAAGUUCUUAUUGUAGAUUAAACGGCUCAUAGUCGAAAAUUGAGCUUUGCAGGCUUUGAAUACAUGUCCGAGCUUUUGAAAAUAAUGUUUUAAAUAAUUUUUCAAAAUUAUCUAUUACAAAUGAAUUACUAAUUCUUGUCUUAUUCUAUCUCUUUAAAUAUCUUUCUUCAACAAAAAAAAAAGAACACAUACAAUCAAUACAUUUCAUAUACACAAAUACACUAAAUGCCCAUUAGUUAUUUAAACUAUAAAAAAAACUUAGUAAUUUAUUUAUAAAAAAAUUAAUAAAACUAUAAAUUUAAUAAAUAGUUAAAACAAAUUCUAACGUUUAACAAAUUUUUUUAAUAAAUAAUGUAUUAUAAAUUAGUAAUAACACAAUUAGCAAGCAGUUUUUUUUCCGUUUUGUGUAAACCACCCUCGCUCCCAAAUAAAAAAAAACACAAAUUGUUUUAAAUGAAAUGAAAUAAAACAGAAGAAAAUUGAAAAUAAAAAAUUGUACUUAUUUAAAAGAAAACUUCUUGAAUAAAAAAGGCAAAGAAUGCAAAUUUCUAAAGAAAAUAUUAAUAAAUUUAAAAACUGCUUGCGAGGCGGUUCAAAAUAUGAAAAUUUUAAUAAUGUGUAAUUGGUAUUAAAGAAAUAAAAUUAAAGUUUAAGGUUAAAAAUACAAUAAAACUUAAAAAAUCUUAAACUUGUUAUAUGCAUAUCGUUAGCAAAACUACAAAUUUGAAUAAAUUUGUAGUAAAAUUUUCUUUAAAUAUACAAAAGUAAGAAAAACUAUUAAAAAAUUACAUAUAAAAUCAAACUGUGAUGCAUUUUUGCUAACGAUAUGUUAUAAAUUACUUCCGUUCUGGAAUUUGAAAUAUCUAGAUUCUGCUUUUAUGGAAAGAAAUUUUACUAAAUGUAUUUUUACUAAAAGUAAAUUUUAUUGAAUUUCUACAUAAAAACCGGAAUGAAGUUGUCAAAUUAUUUUUAACAAAUUGGAAAGAAAAACUUCACUAAAUGACUACUUUUUCGUAUACUAUAAUAUUUUUUGAUCUCAUUAUUUUAUAAUUUAUAUAUUUUUGUUUAAUCAAAAUUUCAUGUUUAACCUUAAACUUUAAUUUUUAAGUAAACAACUGUUAACAUCAAAUCUAAACAGGCUGCUGCUAGCUUGACUUUAAAAAAAAAGGCUGAAACAGUUUAAAAGCAGUAACAAAAAAUUUUAAUAAAAUAAUUAAAAAAAAACAACAAAAAUUUGUUAAUAAAAAUAUUAAACAUUUAAAAUUAUGUAAAAUCUAAGCUACUGUUUAUGUGAAACAAACGUGAUUGCAUAGUAAUGUUCUGGGAAAUGUGUACGGAAAGGAAUAAAAGGAGAAUUAAGUUAUUAAAUUGUGGGAGUUUUAAAAGUAAUUGCUCAAGACAAAUUCUUUAAAGAUUUUUCCAUUUUAUCAAUAAAUUAAAGUUUCACAAACGACUCACUAAAUGUUUUAAUCUCUAACAAGAUGAUUACUAUUCCCCUGUUCAAUUCCAAUAAUAUUCUGAGUGCUACAAAAAGCUGUACGGAAGUUUUUUUUUUAUAUUACCAAAAUUGGACAACAAAAACGUUUAAAUUUUUCACAUGCACGAAGUUGAGUUAACGUGGCGGUUGGAAGGUCAACCACACUUUCUUUUAAGUCUUUCGCAGUUUGAUUAAACUUAAGAUUUGUGAGCUUCUGACCACGCUAUGUGUUGAUCUAUGAGAUCCACACAUAGCAACAUAUUCUCUCUAGACGUACGUGGUUUUAUUGAAUUCAAACUAACCGUUUAGAAACUGGAUCAGAAACACAAAGAUGCGAUCGUUUUCAAUUUAUCACAUAACGUUUCAUUUGUGAACUUCUGACCCCGCUAGUUGCGAUCGUUUUCAAUUUAUCAUAUAACGUUCUAUUUGUGAACUUUUGACUCGGUUAUCUGUUGAUCUAUAAGAUCCAAACUCUAAGCCUUAACUCAGCAAGACGUCCUUUCUAGGCAUACGCAGUUUUAUUGAUUUCAAAUUAACCGUUUAGAAAUUGGAUCACAAACACAAAGUUACGAUCGUUUUCAAUUUGUCACAUAACGUUCCAUUUGUGAACUUCUGACCCCGCUAGUCGCGAUCGUUUUCAAUUUAUCAUAUAACGUUCCAUUUGUGAACUUUUGGCUUAGUUAUCAGUUGAUCUAUGAGAUCCAAAUUCUAAGCCUUAACUCAGCAACACGUCCUUUCUAGGCACACAAACACAAAGUUGCGAUCGUUUUCAAUUUAUCAAAUAACGUUCCAUUUGUGAACUUCUGACAUCGCUAUCUGUAGGUAUAUGAGAUCCAAAUUCUAAUACGUCCUCCUUAGACUACGUACGUCUAGGGAGGACGUAUUAGAAUUUAUUAUACUCAGACCAACUGUUUAGAAACUAGAUCAAAAACACAAAGUUGUAACAGAUGAUCUGAUCACUCUAUAUGAAGAUCUAUGAGAUCCAAAAUCAACUCUGAAAUACUUUUUUUCUAGUCUUAUACAGACUAAACGUUUAGAAACUGGAUCAAAAACGCAAAGUACGUUUUAACUUUUUCAUUUAUCGCAGGUUAUUCAAUAUGUGAACUUCUAACCUUGUAGAUCUAGGAGAUCGAAAUUCUUAGUAUUAAAUGACCAACACUAUCUUUCUAUCUUUCUAGGCUUAUGUACACAUUUUUAUUAAAUCACAAACUCAAUAUUGGGAUCGUUUUUAAUCCCAUAUUUUUGAAUUUUUCUUUAUAAACAAAAUUUAUAUUGUUUUUCAUAAACAGCUGCUUAGAAAAUAACUCUUAUAUCAUACAACUUUAGGUAAUUGGAUAAAAAUCUAUUCAAAAUUUAAUUUAUAAAUCCCUUAUUAAAAUAUAUAUUUUCCCAAAACACAUUUUCUUUCUAAACCAAUUGGUAUUAAAACAUUUAUGAUAAUAAAUUAUUAACUAUAACCACUACUGCUUAUUAUAGUUUUAGCCUUGAUAACAAAUGAAAAUAUUAAUUUAAUAAUUAAUUAAAAAUUAAAGCAAAACAAAAAAAAA